CGUCGUUUCCUCUUCCCGGAUCGGGCAGGAGGGUGCCAUCUGGCUGGUCAGGUCCUAGACGGAUGAGAUGCUCCGGAUGGAGGCCAUGAUGGUCGCCGCCCGGAAGGAUGCAAAGGCAGCCCGGUUGGCGUCCGAGAAAAUGAAGAAGAAGCCGGUCGAACAGGCCGAAGCCUACCGGGGUCUCUUUAUCAAGCACGAGGUCUUGUUCAAGUUCGCCAAGGAGUCGGAUGAGCGGGCUAAGCGGAAGAUCACCGAGUUGGCGGAGAAGGCCAGGCGGUUCCUCGAGCUGUAUCUACCCGGUCUAACGCAUCUCACCAUUCUUUCUGAAAAAGAAAAGUGCUUCGCCCGAGAAAAGAUGGACCCGGCCCAUCUGACCGGUUUUGGCUUUCUACCCGAGUAGAAAAUAAGCCACCCGGGUGAGUUUUUGUCAGAGCAUGCCCGGGCUAUGCUUCAAAGUUGAUCAUGUGAGUCAUUUCUUCCUUCACCCGGGUGAAUAAGAGCUCUAGUCCUCCGAGUGAGCAAGGCAAUCAAUUCUUUCCAUUCAA
This is a messenger RNA of Cuscuta campestris, 545 nucleotides long. Lineage: Eukaryota; Viridiplantae; Streptophyta; Magnoliopsida; Solanales; Convolvulaceae. The record is from the annotation of a GenBank genome assembly.